Messenger RNA from Dimorphilus gyrociliatus, 1639 nucleotides. The record is from the annotation of a GenBank genome assembly. NCBI's taxonomy places the organism in Eukaryota, Metazoa, Annelida, Polychaeta, Dinophilidae.
AAUGAAAAUGAUGGGCAGACAAAGUUAUUUUACUCUUUCACUGCUGUUUCUUACUUGCUUAAAUGCCUUUGAAUUUUUUAUAAAAUAUACAUCUUUAAUUACUACAAACUCCAGACCACUUUUUAAUAUUGAAAAGUUUAUAGGCUCACCAACUUGCAGCUUAAAAACAAGAAAACCUGAUGGAACUGAACUAUAUAGAGUAUCUCUUGAUCUAACUGAUAGUAUUAUUUAUCACACUUUUCCAGACAAUAUCUUUCAAAAUAUAGAAAAAGUCGUGACAAUUACUCACAGCUUUACAUGUACUGAAGGAGAGAAUUCUGCUUCUUUUGACUUGAAAUCUCAAUUUUUCCCUGUUGAUUACAUACCUCAACUUUUUGAAGUCAAGAUUAAAAUUUCAAUGAUGGAAGAAUCAUCAAAAGACAUCUUUUUCUUUAGUGAUGGUUUUAAAACCUAUUGCAACUACUCCAUUCCCAAUGCUAAUGAAGCAUCCUUGAAUAAAUAUGAAAAAGUGUUUAUUGAUAAAACUGAAGAUAUUGUUACAGCUACUAAAAUUGGUUCAACAAAGUCAACAUUGAUGAGAUUAACUUGUGAAAUAGUUGAAUCAGCUGAAUUUAGCCUGGAAAUUCCAAUUUAUUUUACCCUUAACAGUGAUCCAUGGACUUCUGUAUCAGGUGAUCCACAUAUGAAACAAAUUGUUUUGGAUUAUCCAAGUUUGAUUACUAAGGCUAUAUGCUAUGAUGUUAGUGGCUCACCUGGAGAUUAUUUACAUAUUGCUGGCUUUAGUUUAAGUGGAAUUCAAGUUUAUGGACAGCUUAAGGAUGAUUACUAUAUGCAUAAGAUCAUUAUAAAAUCUGAUUCUGGUAAAAUAACUACUUCAACUAACCAUAUCAUUCUUGACAAUGGACAAUUAAUUAACUGGACUGGAAAUAUGCAAAAAAGUACCUUUAAAUCUAAAGAAUUUCAAUAUUUGAUUACUAGAAAUCAUGUCUUUAUAACAUCAUUAGAAAAUGGUGGAAAAAUGAUUAAAAUAGAGAAAUCUAUACAUUCUUCUUCAGAAAAUCACUUGGAUGCAAGUUUUAAAUUGUCACCAGAUGAUUAUAAAGAAAUGGAUGGACUUGUAGGUGAUAUUGGAAAAAAGAAAUACAUAUUUCAUGAAGAAAUUCAAUCAGACAGGAACAUUGGAUCAAAAUUUAUUUCUAUAGACAUUGAUAACAAGAUAAUAAAGGGAGUAAAAGUGGAAAGAGGCAAUGAAGAAUGUUGGUUGAUUAAUGUUAAUGAUAUAUUAAAACCAUUCAAUAUAUCAAAGUAUCUCUACAAAACUAUGCAUGUUUUUUAAAAAACACACACACAAAGUAAUAGUUUUAUUAUCUGUCUUAACAUUUGUCUUUUUUAAAAUUUUAGCUUCUUAAUGGCCUCUUUCAAUUAUUUUGUGUAUGACAAAGUAUCCAAAAAGCGAUACAAUUCUUUUACGGAUUUAAUAAGUUUCAUAUCAAUGACACAGCUUAAUUAAUAACAUAUAUAAUUGCAUAAUUUCCACUAAAAUGCUUCAAUUCAGAGACAUUAAAUAAUUAUCAAUAAAAUCUAUUCUUAUAUGGGAAUGUAUUGGUGUUCUGUCUGAAUCUGCUCACCUCCCUUUCUG